GAGUCGCAUGGACGACACUGUUUCGGCGGCUGUUCCAAGACGAAGAAACCAACAGAAGAAACGCGUUGGGCUGGACUCAUCGUUUCUUCCCUCCGCAUUUUCCUCGCCUCUCGAUCCGCUGCGCCGGUGCCUCCGCCCGCCGCCCGCCGCCAUGCUCACCGCGCGUGUCUGCUCCUCCUGCACGCGAACCUUUCCCGCGCGCCAGAGCCCUGAAUUUCUUUCGCGCACUUCCAAAUCCUAUCGGCACCAAAGCUCCAUCCCUCCAUCCAUAUAUCUCGCCGCCCCAAUUUUUCCCCAUUCACUCACUGAGAAAGAAAUCGUCCAAAUCCCUCUGCUUGCCAGCUACAAUCAGCAAAACCAGUCACCAAUCCUUAGUUCCCGUGGAAGAACUCCUCCCCAAGCCGUGUGCAAGGAUGAACCCAACGGGACCGAAGAAGCAUCAAUCGAGAUCCUGUCGGACCGUCGUCGAAUCGGCCGCCCUUGCUCCGGCUGUCGAUGGUGCUGCAGGAGCCGACGGUGCUCCUGAAACCAGUGCUGCUGUUGGUGGUGCUGCACGUGCUAGCGGUCCAGUCGUUGGUUUUCCUGCCGCCGGUGCCACCGGUGCUCAUCCUGCCAUGUGGUCAGGAUCCUCUCGUGGCAGCUCUGAAUGGUGGUUUCGUGAAUUUUGUCCAGGGUACUAAGUUUCCACCGUUUACCCAACCACAUCCAUUUGUGAACUAUCCUAAUGGAAGUCAGCUACCUGAAAAUUUCCAUUUUGUUAGUGGAACAACAAGCCAUUCUACCAUGCCACCAACAGAUGGAUGUUCUAAAGGGACUCCAUCACCAACCGGGAGCUCAGGUACUGCACAAAUGGGAUCACAAGAUAGAAAAACAAUUGAUGUUGAGGAUGAUGGCACCAUACAGCCUGCUAGAUCCAAUGGUCAGUCCAAUGUAAGAUCGAUUGCAAGAUCCACUGCUACACCAGAUGCUAGAUCAGAUAGGAGAUUGAAUUGGUCAAUUGAAGAAGAUAUCAGAUUGGUUAGUGCUUGGCUGCACAAUUCAAUUGAUCCGGUUGAUGGAAACAAUAAGAAGUCAGAUCAAUAUUGGUCAGAUGUUACUUCAACAUAUAACAGCAGCACAAAGUGCAACCGUAUGAGAAACCGGAACCAACUCAAGCUACGUUGGGAGCGCAUUAAGAAACCAGUUACUGAAUUCAAUGGCUGCUAUGCAAGAAUCACUAAAGUACAUCAAAGUGGCAUGAGUGACGACCAAAAGAUGGAUCAAGCAAUGCAGCUAUAUGCCUAUGAACAUAGUGACAGGCCUUUCACCUUGUUGCAUGUAUGGAGAAUAGUACGGCAUGAGAAAAAGUGGUCUGCAUAUGUGAAGAAACUUAGCAAGGAAAAGAAGAAUAGUAAACCUUCUGACCCAGCUCAUGUUGUGAAUGUCGACGAUGCUACAAAGCAGCGUCCUAUUGGACAUAAGAAGGCCAAAGAUGAGCGGAAUGGAAAACGGAAGGAACCAGAAGCUAUUUCUGCUAUCAGUGAUAAGCUAGACAGGUUCAUUGAAGCAAGUAGCAAGGCUGAGAAGAUUGUAGAGGUGCAUGAAAAAUUGGCAAACAAGAAGCUAGAAGUAGCCAAGGAACAAACAAAGAGUAAAAUGAUAGACCUUUACAGGGACUUAUUGUGUCUUCCAACAAGUGAUCUUAGUGAUGAAGCAAAGGCUGAGAGAUCCAAAGCAUUGGAGUGCAUGACAUUGGCCCUAUUUGAUCAAGAAGGGGCAAGGAAAGAUGAUGAGUGUGCUUUUGGUAUUUUGCAAUCUCGCUUUAGUAUUUUGAAACGACCUGCACGUCUAUUUGAUCAAGGGGACCUUGAGAAUAUCAUGCUAGCUUGUAUCAUCCUUCACAACAUGGUAAUUGAAGAUGAGAAAGAUGUGGAGCAGAUUCCUCUUGAUUUAAAUGAGACACCAAGCACGUCAUCUAUUCAAGAAGCUACAAUGUCCCAAGGACAUAACCCAGAGAUGGAACAAGUGAUAGAAAGAAAUGCCAUUAUUCGUGAUCGUACUGCUCAUAGACAACUUCAAUCAGACUUGAUUAAACAUAUCUGGCUAAAGUUUAGGAAUUCAAGUUAAUUCGGUGAUUGUGCAUCAUUUAAAGUCUAGUUUACAAUCUGUGUGUCACAUAUACUACUUCAUAUAUAGCCUAGUUAUAGAAGUUCAACUAAAUAAGUUGUCAUUUUUUCCUCACUGUGAUUUGUCUACUUAUUUUGAUACUGACUUCUAUUCCUUUUUCUGCAGAUCAAGUCCUGAUAUUUUGGUGUUGCCUGCGCUGCUUGGUGGAUGAGCUGCUCCUAUUUUCUGGAUGGAUGAAGUGCUCCUGUCCACUGAUGUCAUGAGACUACCUAAAUUAUGAUAUUUAUGUUCCUUUAUUUUGAUGAACUGCUGUAUGAGACUAUCAGUUUCAGUCAUCACUUUGUUACUUUGUUAUCUACAUAACUGCUUAUUUAUCUUCAAGUUAGUUGGUGUCAACAUGAUAUGCUUAUGUGCACCUGGUGUCUUUUUUAUUUAAGUAAGAUGGAUGCCAAUGAAUAUUGCCACAA
Messenger RNA from Panicum hallii, 2573 nucleotides. RefSeq names its product glutathione S-transferase T2-like. NCBI's taxonomy places the organism in Eukaryota, Viridiplantae, Streptophyta, Magnoliopsida, Poales, Poaceae. The coding region runs from base 496 to 2106 and encodes 536 amino acids. The record is from RefSeq and is a predicted model, not a curated record. The transcript is spliced from 3 exons.